Budorcas taxicolor (takin) is the source of this 1100-nucleotide messenger RNA. RefSeq names its product sorting nexin-2-like. Gene Ontology annotation, molecular function: phosphatidylinositol binding. The transcript has 2 exons. Gene Ontology annotation, biological process: early endosome to Golgi transport. The coding region runs from base 1 to 1011 and encodes 336 amino acids. Lineage: Eukaryota; Metazoa; Chordata; Mammalia; Artiodactyla; Bovidae. The record is from RefSeq and is a predicted model, not a curated record. Gene Ontology annotation, cellular component: endosome; endosome membrane.
AUGUUCGUGAUUACCAGCGGUCGUCAGGCAGAAAUGCAAGGAUAUGCCACAUUUUCUUCUGAGCCACGCGGCCUCAUUAAGAAACUGGGGGCACAAUAUAACCAACAUGUAAAUACUUGCUUGCUAAUUUGCUAUGCAAACCGAGUAGAAAAAAGGAGAGCAGCUCUUGAAAGGUAUCCUCAAAGAACAGUAAAGUAUCCAACUUUACUACAGGAUCCUGAUUUAAGGCAGUUCUUAGAAAGUUCGGAGCUGCCUAGAGCAGUUAAUACACAGGCUCUGAGUGGAGCAGGAAUAUUGAGGAUGGUGAACAAGGCUGCCGACGCUGUCAACAAAAUGACAAUCAAGAUGAAUGAAUCGGAUGCAUGGUUUGAAGAAAAGCAGCAGCAAUUUGAAAAUCUGGAUCAGCAACUUAGGAAACUUCAUGCCAGUGUUGAAGCCUUGGUCUGUCAUAGAAAAGAACUUUCAGCCAACACAGCUGCCUUUGCUAAAAGUGCUGCCAUGUUAGGUAAUUCUGAAGAUCAUACUGCUCUAUCUAGAGCUUUGUCUCAGCUUGCAGAGGUUGAGGAGAAGAUAGACCAGUUACAUCAAGAACAAGCUUUUGCUGACUUUUAUAUGUUUUCAGAACUACUUAGUGACUACAUUCGUCUUAUUGCUGCAGUGAAAGGUGUAUUUGACCAUCGAGUGAAAUGCUGGCAGAAAUGGGAAGAUGCCCAAAUUACUUUGCUCAAAAAACGUGAAACUGAAGCAAAAAUGAUGGUUGCUAACAAACCAGAUAAAAUACAGCAACCUAAAAAUGAAAUAAGAGAGUGGGAGGCAAAAGUACAACAAGGAGAAAGAGAUUUUGAACAGAUCUCUGAAACAAUUCGAAAAGAAGUAGGAAGAUUUGAGAAAGAACGAGUGAAAGAUUUUAAAACUGUUAUUAUCAAGUACUUAGAAUCAUUAGUACAAACACAACAACAGCUGAUAAAAUACUGGGAGGCAUUCCUACCUGAGGCCAAAGCCAUUGCCUAGCAAGAAGAUUAUUCCUGUUAAGAAGAUCUUGGAUGCUUGUUCCAGUUAUGCAGAAUUCCAUAGUGAAAUCAUUAAAAACCAUCUAAAUA